AGCUCGCUCCGACACUGACCCUCAGCCGACUGCUCUCAGUCCCAGCCCAUUUUGUUCAAAUCCGUAAGCGGCUCUCGGCAUGCCCAGCAGCAGAUUUGAGCCCCCUGGUCCGUGGUUGCGGGAACCUUGCUACCAUGCAAGAUCGUCUCCAAGACAGCCUGGUGUCCCUACAAGCCGGUCGAUUCUUUGACGACCAUCCGAUUCUGCGCCGGGCUGGAGAGACUCCCACGGCACCCUCGCUCCUGUCGGUCUUUCGGGAGCUGGGCCUGUUUGUCCCGGAAGGGGAGACUCAAGCCCAGGACGACACAAGGCCGAGUCUGCUCGGACCGCUCGCCUCCGUCCCGGCCGAGAUUCAGGACCUGGCCGAGCAUCUGUUUGCACAGGACCUGCACGAGUAUACCCACGUACUUCGAAUCGACGAGCAUGCGGUCCGGAUUGUGUUGGAGCGAUGCCUCGCCAGCGCUCAAACCGCGGACGAUCCCGGGCGGCAUCGUCAUCGGCACCAGCACCGGCCGCGCAGCGACGGAACAGCCUGCUGCUCAGAUGCUGCGGUUGCGAUCGAUGAGACGUGCGCAACCGCCUCCCCAAACCGCAGCACGGCUGCAGCCUGGAUCGUCCGCGGCGACUGCUGCUUUGGCGUAUCGGCUGGAUGCAGCGACGACGACCAGGCAUCCCGCACCAGGGCGAUCUUGCGAGGCACAGGGGUUUCGAUCGAGGAGGCACGGAGGCAGCUGCAAGCCGAGCUGCUGCAGAGCCAGGCCUGAUGGCGCAUCAAGAUGCACCGCUGCCGGUUGAGUAGUGAGGAAGUACGAUGGAGACAGCGACUGUGACCGGUCCUCGGCUCGGCGUGGUGCAUCAUUCUUGCCAGCAAGGCCCUGUCGCCCAGCGCCCCAAACCCGGUCGCGUGAGCCCGACAUGCCAAAUAUAGAAGCGUGGCCAGCCACAGCGCAGCCAUCUCGCGCUGUCACAAAUACCAUGCGACGGCCUGGCCCGAAUCGCUGGUCUUCUGCCCGGCCCAUUCAUCUCUGG
Messenger RNA from Polychytrium aggregatum, 1029 nucleotides. RefSeq lists its product as uncharacterized. The record is from RefSeq and is a predicted model, not a curated record. Bases 135 to 764 code for a protein of 209 amino acids. The transcript has a single exon. NCBI's taxonomy places the organism in Eukaryota, Fungi, Chytridiomycota, Chytridiomycetes, Polychytriales.